CUGUAUGGUAUUCAUAUGGGUGUCACACUCUAACCUGUCCCCUCUCCCCUACAGAAAAUGUCCUUCAUGGUGGCUCUUGGCCUGGUCACUACAGAGACCCUGGAAGAGAUCCAGAUCAAGAGACAGGAGAGGAAGAGACGAAGCACAGCCAACCCAGCCUACAGCGGCCUGGUCCAACCAGAGCGUAAACGCCUUGCAUCAAAUUACCUGGACAACCCACUCUUCCUAUCUGUGAGAGCCACUGGGGACUACAGAUGGAAGGAAGAGCUGGAGCAUGACGACCACUGCUCUGUGUGUAAGGAGGAAGGAGAGCUGCAGCUGUGCCAUAACUGCCCCAGAGCCUACCACCCUGACUGCCUGCACCCACCUCUCAGAACACCGCCCCGGGGGGUGUGGGUCUGCACCAAGUGUCAGAAGAAGGUUCUAAACAAAGGGAAUAUGUCGUGGCCACAGAACUUCGUCCAGUCCUAUGUUACACACAAGACGGUGAGAGAGGGGGAGAAGAGGAGUUUGCUCAGGAGGAAUGUAGAGCUGAAGAAGGAGUGUGCUCACCUGGAGGAGCAGGACCAACAACUCAGCAAGUCCCUCACGCAGAAGGUGAUGGACGCGCGGGAGCGUCUGAUUGGUCGACAGAGGGACACCCAGUCCUCCCUGGAGCGUCUCAAGGCUGUGAUUCGUCUGAUCCAAAGAGACCAGAUGAUCCAGGUUACCAUGACGGCCACCGCCACCACCACCGGAGUGUCCCUGCUCUCCCUGCCCUGGAUCAAACCCUCCGGCACCGCCGCUGCCACACACACAGUGCCCCCUGCUGGACCGUCUAUGCUACUGCAGCAGAAGACUCUGGUCAUGCCGCAGUCUCAGACACAGAGCCAGGCCCAGAGCAACGUCUGAGCUCUAGUAGUACCACCCCAGCCCACCUGGGGGCGCAGUUCAAGGAUGCGCCCCAAAUGGCACUCUAUUCCCUAUAUAGCGUAGAACUUUUAAUAAAGGACCCAUAGGAGGAAGUUUCAAAGGUAUGUCAAUUUGAUAUCAGAGCCCUGGUCUAAAGUAGUGCACUAUAUAGGGAAUAGGGCUCUGGUCUAUAGUAGUGCACUAUAUAGGGAAUAGGGCCCUGGUCUAAAGUAGUGCCCUAUAUAGGGAAUAGGGCUCUGGUCUAAAGUAGUGCA
Salmo salar (Atlantic salmon) is the source of this 1166-nucleotide messenger RNA. The record is from RefSeq and is a predicted model, not a curated record. Lineage: Eukaryota; Metazoa; Chordata; Actinopteri; Salmoniformes; Salmonidae.